Triticum dicoccoides is the source of this 1589-nucleotide messenger RNA. Its product is annotated as homeobox protein Hox-A4-like. The coding region runs from base 412 to 1161 and encodes 249 amino acids. The transcript has 3 exons. Lineage: Eukaryota; Viridiplantae; Streptophyta; Magnoliopsida; Poales; Poaceae. The record is from RefSeq and is a predicted model, not a curated record.
CCCCGACGCGAAAAAAAUAGGGCGCUCGAUCCCCUCCCUCCCGCACUCGACACCUCUAUUUUGUCGCUCCGCCUAGGGUUCCUCCUGUUAACCGCCGCCGCCGCCGCCGGUCCUCAGGUCCUCUGCUCCUCGACGAGCCCAUCUCCGGCGACAUGGCCAGCGGGUAGGCCUGCAUUUUCCACCCCCGCUCCCACGGGCGCGACCCCUCCCUCGGCCGCAUCCCCUCCGUCCCCGUUGUCCAGCAGCAGCUCCUGGCCCGAUCCGGCCAGGGCCCCACUCCGGCGGACGGCGCCCCACUCCGGCGGACGGCGCCCCACUCCGGCGGACGGCGACCCCUUUCCCCCUCCCCUCCUACUGGCCGUGAGCCACCAAGGAUAGCUCAAAAGAGCUGGCCCAAGUCCCGAGCACACGAUGCGCAAUCCGCCGCCGCCGCCGCCGCCGCAGCCCAACAUGGGAAAUGUGCCGUUGCCUUUGCAGCCGCCGCCCGCCAGGGCAAUCGAGCAGCUGCCUUCUUGGCAGCAUCAGCAGCAGCAGCAUCCGCUGCGCCCUUGGCAGUGUCCGCAGCAAGGCGGCGGGCAUCCGCAGCCGCCUAUGCAGUGGCCGCCGCAGCAGCCGCCGCCCGCCAGGGGAUACUCGCCUUCGCCUUCGCAUUCGCAACCGCUGCUGCCCAAUGUAUCCCAGAACCUCCACUUACGGUCUGUGCCUCAGCAGCAGGGCGACGAAGGCAGCGCAAGCAGGCCACAUUCGGAUCCGUGCAGCGCCUCAAAUCUCGACCGGGGAAAACAGCCCCUACUUGAUGAUAAAACCAAGGAUCAGAUGUGGCGCGAAGUGAAUCCUCGUCUGUCUCUACCACUGUUCUUGGCUCAGAAUGCUGGGAGUAUUCAAUUGCCGAGACUUUUAACUCGUGCAGGAGCUGCCAAGGGCAGUAUUCCAGAAGGAACAAUGAUAUAUCCCUUCUCUGGACCAGGAAGAUCAGUUUUUCGGGACUUGGUCUGGAAAGUCACUGAAAAACUGCUGAAAGAUCCCCAGUGGGAUGGGCAGUGGUCCUUUGAUGAUGUUGAGGUGGCGGAUGAAAGAUGUCAGCUUCUGGUUAGGGGGAUCAGAGAUGCUAGUUCUUCGAUAUCGAGUAGAGACACAGCAGCUCUGCGAAAUCUGCGAUGAGAGUUUGUUUCUUACUUUGACACCCCACCAAGAAAGUCCCCUCCUUUCUUUCCUACCUUCCUUCAGUUGCUGGACAAUAUCCCAGCUAACUAUGAUGAUGAUGAGGAGGCAAGGUCAGAGUACUUGAUAAAAAUCCGCAGUCAUGCCAUGUUUGCAUCACUUCCCAAGUUAUUUACGCUUUUAUCAAGUUUUGCUGAAGCUUGCCGGACAAGCCCUGGAAAAAUAAUGAAUAGGGAAUUCCUGACUCUUCUAAGGGUUGAAACCCAUUUAUAUAGCCAGAGUACUAGUAUGACUGACUGGAAAAAUAGCCAGUCCCAUAGGUAUGAAACCCAUUUGAGCGAGAAUAGUACUAGGAUGGGUGACCUCCUAGGAAGUCCUCGUGAAAGGGUUUCAUAUCUAAGGGUUGUGAUAGGCUUGGCGAGCCAACG